GUGGUGACACCGCUGGGGUGCAGAGGGAGUCCCUGAAACUUCUCCCAACAGCCCCAGGGCCAAUCUCCCCUCAGCCCACUCACCCCUUCGCCAGCUCCCGGGUCCCCACUCCCUGCACCGGGGGUGGGGUAGGGAGCCAGGCUUGUCUCCCGCUGGGACACACACAGGGGCCGGGAGUGGGGACGGGACCCCCGAGGCGGGGGGGACGGACCGACAGAAAGACGGUCGGGAGCCCGGCCCAGCGGGCAGGCAGGCAGGAGGAGGAGGCGGCGGCGGGGGUACGGCCGGGAGGACUGGGUCUGGGGAGUUUCCUCUCAACUAUCGGGGGAGAAACUCCCCGCAGCCGGAGGAAAGACCCAGGCGGUGUUUUCCUCCCGGGGGCCGCGCUUCCCCGCCCCGCGUAGCGGCGGUCGCCGCCGCCACCACCGCCGCCGACACCUACCGUCUCUUUUUCUCCACCACCUCGGGCCCCCGGUGUCCCCGGCCAGCACUAUGCCCAUCUUACUGUUCCUGAUAGACACGUCUGCCUCUAUGAACCAGCGCAGCCAUCUGGGCACCACCUACCUGGACACGGCCAAAGGCGCGGUAGAGACCUUCAUGAAGGUACCGACUGACCGAGCCCCGGGCGGCGACCUCGGCCCGGCGGCCCGCGGGCGGCGGGGGGGAAAAAAAAAAUUCUCACGUUUUUCUUUUCAGGCUGGAUGGAAAGAAAACCAUGCAACGUUUAUGAAUGAACUGAAAAACCUUCAGGCAGAAGGACUUACGACUCUUGGCCAAUCCCUAAGGACAGCUUUUGAUUUAUUAAAUUUAAAUAGAUUAGUAACUGGCAUAGACAACUAUGGGCAGGGAAGAAACCCUUUUUUCUUGGAGCCAGCAAUAAUUAUUACAAUUACUGAUGGGAGCAAGUUGACUACUACCAGUGGAGUCCAAGAUGAGCUCCAUUUACCUCUCAAUUCUCCUUUGCCUGGGAGUGAGCUGACCAAGGAACCUUUUCGCUGGGAUCAGAGACUCUUUGCAUUAGUGCUGCGGUUGCCUGGCACCGUGUCGGUGGAGUCGGAACAGUUGACAGGUGUGCCCUUAGAUGACUCUGCAAUCACCCCCAUGUGUGAAGUCACAGGAGGCCGUUCAUACUCUGUGUGUUCUCCAAGAAUGCUUAAUCAGUGUCUGGAGUCCUUGGUGCAGAAGGUGCAAAGUGGGGUUGUAAUAAACUUUGAAAAAGCAGGACCAGACCCCUCUCCUGUAGAAGAUGGGCAGCCAGAUAUAUCAAGGCCUUUUGGAUCUCAGCCUUGGCAUAGUUGUCACAAGCUCAUAUAUGUCAGACCAAAUCCUAAAACUGGGGUUCCUAUAGGUCAUUGGCCUGUUCCAGAAUCUUUCUGGCCUGAUCAGAAUUCUCCAACACUACCACCUCGCACAUCUCAUCCGGUAGUGAAGUUUUCCUGUACAGACUGUGAACCAAUGGUUAUUGACAAAUUGCCUUUUGAUAAGUAUGAGCUGGAACCUUCACCACUGACUCAAUUUAUCCUGGAAAGGAAAUCUCCUCAAACUUGUUGGCAGGUGUACGUGAGCAAUAGUGCAAAAUACAGUGAGCUUGGCCAUCCUUUUGGUUACUUGAAAGCCAGUACGGCACUGAACUGUGUCAACUUAUUUGUGAUGCCUUACAAUUACCCAGUCCUCCUUCCCCUGUUAGAUGACUUGUUUAAAGUGCAUAAAGCAAAACCAACUUUGAAAUGGAGGCAGUCAUUUGAAAGUUAUUUAAAGACAAUGCCUCCCUACUAUCUUGGGCCCUUGAAGAAAGCUGUUAGGAUGAUGGGAGCCCCUAACCUAAUAGCAGACAGUAUGGAGUACGGUCUUAGUUACAGCGUCAUUUCAUACCUCAAAAAAUUGAGUCAACAGGCCAAAAUAGAAUCUGAUCGAGUUAUUGGAUCCGUAGGCAAAAAGGUAGUACAGGAAACCGGCAUUAAAGUCCGAAGCCGAUCACAUGGUAUAUCAAUGGCGUAUAGGAAAGAUUUUCAACAGUUGCUCCAGGGAAUCUCAGACGAUGUUCCUCACAGACUGCUAGACCUUAAUAUGAAGGAAUAUACUGGGUUCCAAGUUGCUUUGCUGAAUAAGGAUUUGAAACCACAGACAUUUAGAAAUGCUUACGACAUACCAAGACGGAAUCUUUUGGAUCACUUAACAAGAAUGAGAUCCAAUCUUUUGAAGAGCACCCGCAAAUUUCUUAAAGGACAGGAUGAAGAUCAAGUACACAGUGUUCCUAUAGCACAAAUGGGGAAUUACCAGGAGUACCUCAAGCAAGUACCUUCUCCACUAAGAGAACUUGAUCCUGACCAGCCUCGGAGGUUGCAUACGUUUGGUAACCCAUUUAAGCUGGAUAAGAAGGGUAUGAUGAUAGAUGAAGCAGACGAAUUCGUGGCUGGACCUCAAAAUAAACAUAAACGACCAGGAGAACCAAAUAUGCAAGGAAUCCCCAAAAGACGCAGGUGCAUGUCUCCACUGCUGAGAGGCAGACAGCAGAAUCCUGUCGUGAACAAUCAUAUUGGAGGAAAAGGACCACCCAUGCCUGUGACUCAGGCUCAGCCAGACCUUACCAGACCACUUCCUCCGCACAAAAUUUCAGAAACCCCUAAUGAUUCAGCAAUGGAUGAUGUGGUUGAAAAUCAUGUUGCAGACCAACUUCCAUCAGACAUUACGCCAAAUGCUAUGGAUCCAGAAUUUUCAACAUCAUCUUCUCCAGCCAGUUUACUGGAACGACCAGUCAACCAUACAGAGGCUCUGAGCCAUGACCAUUUGGGAACUAAUGACAUCACUGUUGGUGGAUUUUUAGAAAAUCAUGAGGACCCAAGAGGCAAAGAACAAUGUGCUGAAGAGAAUGUACCAGCAUCUUCACUCAACAAAGGAAAGAAAUUAAUGCAUUGCAGAAGCCAUGAAGAGAUCAACACUGAACUAAAAGCACAAAUAAUGAAAGAGAUCAGAAAACCAGGAAGAAAAUAUGAAAGAAUUUUCACUUUACUCAAGCAUGUGCAAGGCAGUUUACAAACAAGGCUAAUAUUUUUACAGAAUGUUAUCAAAGAAGCUUCAAGGUUUAAAAAGCGAAUGUUAAUUGAACAACUGGAGAACUUUUUGGAUGAAAUUCAUCGAAGAGCCAAUCAGAUCAACCAUAUUAAUAGCAAUUAAAAGAAAAUAAUGUGGCCACUUAGUUCAUUCUCUUCUCCAAACAAAGUAAACACAGGAUGGUGGUUAUCUUGCAUUCAUUUUUGACAUGCAUUGUUGGUUAUUUGAAACACAGAAAACAAGUCUAGAGCGCCUUUUCCCAUCAUUUUACAGUGACUUUUUCUUCUUGUUGGUUUAUUUUUGUAAUGUGAAAAGUAUCAUUCUAAAAAAAAUUUUUAUUUAACGAACUAAAAAUAUUCCUCCAGAUCUCUUGCUUGUCAUUGACUCUUGCGUGUCAAUUUCCCUCAGGUUCUAUUUUCUUAAACCAACCUUUAAAAUUGUCACCUCUGUUAAGGUUGAACUUUGCCAAAAAAGAAAAAGGAGUUACUUUGUAAUUUUUGGGGAAAAAAGCACAUACAUUAAAACUAGGUAAUGUUUUGUAUAUACAGUUAUUUUGGAUAUAUUAUUGUAAGUUGUACAAAUGUAUUUUGAAGAAUAUUUAAGAAAAGCACUUUUGUUAUUCCAUCAAUAAAUGCUCUAUUUUACUCUUGUGUGGCUUAGGAGAUAUCACAUUUAAAGUAAUUAUUAGAAAAAAAAUUAAUGGAACCUUAAAGGCCUUGCUUUUCAAGCACUGGAAGAUUACACCACUUGGAAGUUCAUAUUUUGUUAACAUACUGUAAUUGUGUGUUAGAUGACAUAUGUUGUCUUUUUCCUCUUUGUUCUUAGUUUUUGUUGUCCAUACCAGCAUACUCCUAUUUCGGUCCAGGUAAUGGAAAUGACUGUAUCUGUGGCACGUAGAUUGAUACUUAGAUGGAAGUUAUUCAAAGAAGAGACUUUGGACAUUGGUUUCCCUCCUUCCCUCCAGCCCCUUUCCUAAGUUUGUGAGUGGUUACACUGAACUGAGGCUGCUGGGGACUGGUUGAUGUAGGUACACUACAUGCUCUGAAGUUUCUAGCCUUUAACCACUUCUUGGCUUGCCUACAAAAGAGCUGUACAAAUUAGGGAUCCAACAAAGAAAGAUCCAUAAAAGAGACCCGUUCUGCUUCACUAUUUUCCUUUUUAAAUGCUCAGUUUCAUUUAGAAGCUGAAAUGGAAAGGAAACACAUUUAAGAUGACCUUGAUUUUGAUCAUUUUCAAUUGCACCAAGUUAAAUAGGAUUAGAAAGGAGUAGUAACCAUUCAUCAUUCUCAGUCCAACUGAGGACAUGUUCCUAAGACCGGAUUCACUUCUAAUUGGUAGCUCAAUGCUGUGCCUUAUAGUGCUUUUUGGAUUGCCAGUAGAAAAGGAGGUUAAAAUGCAUUUGGAUUAAAAGAUAAUGAAAUAAAUUUACAAUAAAAUGGAACUAUUUUUACAUUCAUAAUAUUUGAAAAUCACAUACCCUUUUUAUGCUAUAACAACUUUUUUUCACGUUUAAGGAUAAAGAAAAAUGAUACUGUAAAUUUUGAUGAAGAACAGAUGAACCUGAAUGUCAUAUUUAAUAUCUGCUAAUUUAAUCUACAGCAUUUGAAAUUCUAGAACUGAAGAAAACAACCCUUGUC
Elephantulus edwardii (Cape elephant shrew) is the source of this 4688-nucleotide messenger RNA. It is a transcript of the gene INTS6, whose product is annotated as integrator complex subunit 6. Gene Ontology annotation, cellular component: integrator complex. The transcript has 17 exons. The record is from RefSeq and is a predicted model, not a curated record. Bases 493 to 3174 code for a protein of 893 amino acids. Lineage: Eukaryota; Metazoa; Chordata; Mammalia; Macroscelidea; Macroscelididae. Gene Ontology annotation, biological process: snRNA 3'-end processing.